ACGUGACGUAAGCAGAGUAAAGAUGGCGGACGGUGGGAUAGAGGCUAGCGCUAGCUUCAGGCGCUGCUGAACUUCGGGACUUUCUCUCUUUACUUCAGGUAUUUGAACUUUGCGGUGAACGUCGACAGUUGAAUCCGAACACGUGGAGAACGACCCGUGACUUCAGCCGCAGUUUCCCGUGGAGUUUGUCCCGGAAAGGCCUCGCUCAUCCGGGCAUUAGCCCGCAGUAUUAGCACGUUAGCACCGGAGCUUUUGUUUUUGUCCGGGCGGAGCUACAGACCUGCUAGCUUCUUUAUUUUACUCUUUUCUUUACCGAACACUUAUUAUUCUUUUUUAAACCGGACCGAGCGUCUGGUCACUUCCGCUCCCGAAGGUUCGAGCCCCUGGUUCCUUCUCGUCCCGCGGCGGCUUCUACCUUCAAGCUAACUUUGCUAACGAGCCACAUUUCUUUUAUAAACACAAGAGCGUCUGCUGUUUUGUUUUUUUUUAGCUCCGGAUCCGUGUAUGAACUUUACUUCCGGGAAACCAUGGAUCCAAACCGCAGACCUCGAGCAACCAGCGGCAGCGGCAGCAGCGGCGACUCCAGCCCCGCGUCCCCGGGCAGCAGCUGCACGCCGGCCGGCGACAAAGCCGCGACGCCCCGGGGCAACGCGUUCGCCAACGACGGCAGCUUCAUGGAGAUGUUCAAGAAGAAGAUGGAGGCGGAGGAGAGGAGGAAAAAGGAGCAGCAAGCAGGAGGAGCAGGAGACGCCAGUGCUUCAGAACAGGGACAGACUCCAGUGGACAAGAAGCCCCCUCCAGUGACGAGCUUUGUGGGGAAGCGCAGAGGCGGCGUGUUCCUAAAGACCGGCAUGGUUGCGAAGAAGCAGAAAGACGACUCAGAGGCUGUGCCCGGAAAGAGUGACGCCUGGGCAUCGUACAUGGCAGAGGUGAAAAAGUACAAAGCCCACCAGUGCGGCGACGAUGAUAAAACCAGGCCACUGGUCAAGUAGAGUCCAAGGAGGUGAACGUGGAGCCUCACUGCUGCGAGGAGGGAGGGAUGGGGGGGGGGGCAUCGCCUGGGAGAAGCCGUUGUGGGGGGGUGGACGGACAGUCCCGCCCCUUCGUAUUGACAGUUCAAGUGACCCUUCUCAUCACAAACUGCUCAUACUGACAAACUCCCCUUUUUUGUAUUGUUUUUUUUUGUGUUGCUUAUUUGUUGGAUGUCGGUGACUUGAUCUGGUGUCAAACGGUGCUUUGAAAAUUUCAUGAUUAUUGUUCAACCUUUUUUUCUUUUUCAAUUUCUCACUUCUGGUUUCGUUCCGUGAUUUGAUUUUACGCCAACUCGAUUAAAUUCACGUUGCCUAUU
Molecule: messenger RNA, 1348 nt
Organism: Platichthys flesus (European flounder)
Lineage: Eukaryota; Metazoa; Chordata; Actinopteri; Pleuronectiformes; Pleuronectidae
Gene: trir
Product: telomerase RNA component interacting RNase
Exons: 3
Coding region: 528-992 (154 amino acids)
Molecular function (GO): 3'-5' exonuclease activity; 5'-3' exonuclease activity
Source: RefSeq, a predicted model, not a curated record